GCUGCCUCCUUUUCAUUUGCUGCCUUUCUUAUCCCGCCUGUGUGUGUGCGCCGCAUCCAUACCAAGAUCCUCUGACUCCUUCUCCACAUGUCCCCGCAGCUUGCACCGGAUUUCAUUACAUAAUUGAGCUCGUAUCACCUCAGAAACACGGGGCUCACGUCGCGUCUGACUGACAGCUGAUCGGCGCUUUUACGGGUAUUGCUGCUCCACCCCUCCACCCAUAAGAUCUCUCCAGCCUUACACACACUUCUGCCAUGCAGGAGGUGUAACCCUCCUCCCUCUUCUUCCUUGUGCACUAUCGGAGGAGACCUUAGACAGAAAAAAAAAUCCCAACCUGUAACCAGUCAAGAUGUCAGACCAAGAUGCCUCUUCACCGGCAGACCAGGCGCUGCCGCUCACCUCGCCCCGAACCCCCCUGCAGCUCUCCUUUCCCUUCAUGAGGGAGGGCAGUCGGGUUUGGGAGAGGGAGAGGAAACCACCGCAGCCUGGAGAGCUGCCCAGCCCACUGCCCACCAAACGCACCCGCACAUACUCAGCGACAGUGCGAGCCAGAUCAGGUCCAGUGUUUAGAGGGGUGUGUAAAAACUUCUCCAGGUCUCAGGGUCAUGGAUUCAUACGUCCCUCUCAUGGAGGAGAGGACAUCUUCGUCCACAUCUCUGACAUCGAUGGAGAGUACGUGCCUAUGGAAGGGGACGAGGUCACGUACAAGGUGUGCCCCAUCCCUCCCAAGAACCAGAAGAUCCAGGCUGUCGAGGUGGUGAUCACCUACCUGAAUCCAGGCACCAAGCACGAGACCUGGUCAGGCCAGAUCAUCAGCUCCUAGACCAGCGCUCUGAGCCGCAAAGCUGCAAAAGCAAAGGGGGAUUUAGUCUUAGGUGUUAUUCUUUUUGGGGUGUUAAGUUUCGAACCAGGUCUGGGGAAGAGGGAUCAGAGUGUGGCGUGUCGCGGAGUUCAACCUAAGGUGGCUUAGUUAUUUAGUAGCGUUGGUGGAAGUUUGAGUUUGAGGUCAGCGCUGGAAAUUAAACUUUGAAUGUAUUCGUUUGAAUGUUUUUCUUUGAUGGUCAUGAUUUGGGUUUGAAUGUUUUAAUUUGAAGGUUAGGGUUCAGGGCUUGGUGAUAGAAAUUUUAUUUUGACUUAAGGGAUAUAUUUUAGUUGGGAAACCAGUGGUUUAGAGGUGAGCGAUUUGUCUUUGAUGAGAUGACAGAGGCCGAAUCACAUUUUGAGAAAAUUUGACCCAGUUCGCUAUAUAAAUACACUCCAUUUGUGCACGACAGACAGAAGAGUUUAAAGUUAAAAUCUCAAAGAUUUUAAUUUAAAUUGUUUGUUAAGUCCAAUCACCAAAUGAGGUAACACAAUAGUGACUGGGCCUAUAGCCCACUACGAAAGCCCUUGCAUUUGCAGUAUCAUGUGUCUGUGGCGACCAGUGCUGGGCGUACUACCAUUACUACUGUAGCUACUGUCAUCACAUUACAUUUGUCUGUAAUGCAGUAAUCUAAUGCAUUACAGUUCUAAAUUCAGUAAUCACAUUACAGUUACUAAUCAAACAAUCAUGUUAUGUUUACAUCACAUAAGUUCUUCAAUUAUCUGCAUAAUGGGCUGAGAGAAAAGGUUAACCAACAUGCUGAAAAACAAUUUUAGAGGCUACUUCUCUUUAAGUAUAACCUGUUAUUCAGUAAUACGUCAAAUGCAGCCAACUAAUCUACCAUAAAGCCUUGGUUUGGUGAGCGAGUGUUCAGUGCAGUUCAUAUGCUGUUUAAAUGUGUUUUUUACCUUUUUAGUCUGUCAUCAUUUAUUGGUCUUAAGAAGGCCAGUCACUUAUAUUUUUUAUUUAGGCAAUUAAUAUUUGUUCAAUGCGGUUUUAGGAAACCAAACCUCUUUAUAUAUUGAUAUAGUUUCAUUUUGAGGCAGUUAUAGGCAGUGCCAUCCUGAUUCUCCUGAUCCUUGUUUGGUGCUGAUAUGUGGGCACAUGUGAGGUUUAAUGUUAAUUUGCUAACUUGCAAAUACACCAAUCAGCCAAAACAUUAAAACCAUUGGCGGGUGAAGUGAAUAACAUUGAUCAUCUUGUAACAGUGCAAUGUAUUGCUGGAAAACCUUGGGUCCUGGCAUUCAUGUGGAUGCUACUUGAAGUGCUCCAGCACUUGUCAAUGGCAGUGGUCCCCCAGCAGGACAGUGCAUCACGCCACACCUCAAAAACUGCUCAGGAAUGACAAAGAGGGACAAAGAGCUCAAGGCAUCGACCUGUCCUGCAGAUACCCCAGAUACCAAUCUGAUCUAACAUUUGAGGAACCUUCUGCCCCAGAGGUACCCCCCGAUCGAUGGUGAGUGCUCCUUGGAGCAGACUUGGCUCUGACCUGUCAAGACAUAGACACAGGAUCUCUGGUGGUGUCCAAUAAUUUCUGGCACCAAGGCGUUAGCUUUAGGUCUUUUGAGUCCUGUAGGUUGUGGGGUGAAGUACCAGCACAUCCCACAGAUGUUUGAUCAGAUUGGGAUCUGGAGAAUUUGGGGGUCAGGUCGACGCUUUGAGCUCUUUUUGUGCUCCUUGGGCCAUUCAUGAGCAGUUUUUGUGGUGUGGCAUGGCGCAUUGUCCUGCUGGGGGGCCACUGCUACCGGGGAGUGUCGCUGCCAUGAAGGGGGGUACCUCUUCUGCACUGGUGUUGAGGUGGGUGGAGCAUGUCAGAUGGCAACCACAUGAAUGUCAGAGCCCAAGGUUUCACAACAGAACAUUGCACUGUACCAAGCUGAUUAAUGUGUUCACUUCACCUGUCAGUGGUUUUAAUGUUUUGGCUGAUCGGUGUACUGUAUGUGACAAUGCAUUUCAGGUGAUGUUGUGGAGUAAUGUAACAAGUAGUGUAAAGAAUUACUUUCUGCAGGGAGUAAUUUGGUAAAGUAAUGCAUUGCUCUUUUUAAAAGUAGUGAGUAGUAUGUAAAACGUUACUUUUUUCUUUUUCUUUUUCUUUUUUUUUUUUUUUGAGUAACAACCCCAGCACUGGUGGUGACAUUUUUGGGAAAAGUCACAUUGGUUUGUCCACCAGAGAGGGUAGGCGGAGCUAACGCAAAAACUUACUCUUCACCUCACUUGUGUGUGAAGCUGCGUACUCAGUUUUCCAGUCUCUGCUGGAAAAACAGAGAUCUUCAAGUUUAUAAUUGAAGUUCAAAGGGACCAGCUCGAUGGAGUUGUGAAUUUCCGUUCCAUUUCUGUUCCCCUUCUUUUUACAUCUAAGCCACCAACUGAUGUAAAUGACACACCACCACUGCCAAAAGUCAUGCGACAUGUAUCCAGUUAAAAAAAAAAGUACAAUUAGUUCAGCCAUAUUGUGUCUGUGUUUACAAAGCCAGAUGGAGACAGCUGCCUCACAGCAGAACAUCACAUCAAAAGGAAAUGAAGGAAAAUUACAUUUGUAACAUUUGCCCCCUUUGUUGUUUAUGAUCAGGCUUGUUAAGGCACAGCUGCUCGGAUCUGCCUUCAUCUCGCUGCCUUCAGAAAACAUUUUAAGAUGCUUUGAGGUACCACAAAACCCUGCUAGUGCAUGGCUGCCAGACGGAAACAAUCAAUGCACUUACAGAGGAAAGCAUCUUUGACAAAGAUCCCUUAAUGUGCUUCAGCCUCAAGAGUUGCGAUAAGCUCUAUGUGUAAGGAAUUAUUCUCCUUCUUAAUAUUGUAGCACUACUGUAUUUUGUCUACUCAGCCAGUGUAGAAAUCCAGUAUUAUUGUAGCCAGCUCCUAUGACGGUCUUAAGUUUGGGUGGUAGAGACAGUAGAUGGACGUAGUGUGGGCUUGCCACUGGGAAACCAGGCCAGAGGGAUUUUGGUUGGGGAAGGAAACCGGAGAGGGAGGAAGGUCAGGGAAUGGGCAGAGGAUGGAGUGAUUGUCCGUAGAUGUACUUGAGCACUGAUACAGCUUGAUUUGAAAUGUUGCAAAGCACGUGUAAUCAGGAAGACAGUGAUUAAAGUCAGCAGUCAAAAUAAGCUGAUAAAAAAGGAAAAUAGCUGAAGAAGAUGAGCUGCUGAUUUUUAGGUGGAAGGUUGAACACGGGGGAGUCCGCUAAGUUGCAUACGUCACGGCAAACGACUGUGAAAAAAAAAAAACAGAGCAGCAAAAGCUUCCUGGUGUAAGUUUAAAAAGACUAUUUAUUUAUUGACUUAUUUAUUUUCAUUUGUAACUAUGAGACCAUCAGGUGUUUGGUAAUUAAAAGCUGCAUUUAUAAGUACUUGUGCAAAUUUAAGCCUAUUUGAAUACACUGCACACCUCACUCUAAUGAUUCUACCCUGUUGAUAUCCCUUUGCUACUGUCAUGUCAUCACUGACAGGCGAAAAAAAAAAACUUUCCAAACACAAGUUUCUAAUUUCUACAUAAUCCUUGUCUAAUUUUUAAUAACUGUGUGAUGUUCAAAAUAACAAGCAGUUUUUGUUGUUUUGGAAAUCGGCAUGUUCUGUGCUGUUUGUUGUGUUUUUAUUUUUAUUUUUACGUAGAGUGUGUUGAUGCUGUUUCACCCUGCAGUAACACAGCUGGAGCCUUCAGAGAGGCGUCGUCAGGUCUCCCAUGCAUCUUUGAUGUUUCGCCAUGAGUGUGACUUUAACGUCAUAGUAACACACUGCAUCUGUUUGGUUUCUCUCCUGUGAGAGAAACACGUUUGAUUGUGUUCGCAAGCACUUUUAUUUUUGUCAAAUCACUGUGACGCUGUCUUUUGUCAUUAAGAUAAAGUUUCAAUAAAACUUACUACUGUAUUCACAGA
Epinephelus lanceolatus (giant grouper) is the source of this 4733-nucleotide messenger RNA. It is a transcript of the gene csdc2a, whose product is annotated as cold shock domain containing C2, RNA binding a. The record is from RefSeq and is a predicted model, not a curated record. Gene Ontology annotation, biological process: regulation of mRNA stability. Gene Ontology annotation, cellular component: cytoplasm. NCBI's taxonomy places the organism in Eukaryota, Metazoa, Chordata, Actinopteri, Perciformes, Serranidae. Gene Ontology annotation, molecular function: mRNA 3'-UTR binding.